This is a messenger RNA of Talpa occidentalis (Iberian mole), 4644 nucleotides long. RefSeq names its product potassium voltage-gated channel subfamily A member 4 (gene KCNA4). Gene Ontology annotation, biological process: protein homooligomerization; potassium ion transmembrane transport. NCBI's taxonomy places the organism in Eukaryota, Metazoa, Chordata, Mammalia, Eulipotyphla, Talpidae. The record is from RefSeq and is a predicted model, not a curated record. Gene Ontology annotation, cellular component: membrane; voltage-gated potassium channel complex. Bases 989 to 2953 code for a protein of 654 amino acids. The transcript has 3 exons. Gene Ontology annotation, molecular function: potassium ion binding; protein binding; delayed rectifier potassium channel activity.
CCCACCCCGCCUGGAAACGAUUAUGAGAUGAUGUCAGGAGUCAGGCAAAGAAAGAAGGAUGUCGUUUGAGAUAUCUUCAGAGAUGUAAUUUCUGGUUUUAUGUCCUCAUCAAGCCCUCCUCUUGCCCUGUGGUACUGUAUGAUUGGGAAGAGGUACAAGACUGGGAAGCUCACUGUUUGCCUCUACAUUGCUUGUCACUUCGUAAAAAAUCAGGUGAAGUGCUUCUUCUGCAUGUUUUUAGCUGAAGGAUGCUGUGCAUUUCCUUGAUUUCUAUGGAGAACUUAGAGCUGGGUUUGCCCCUGCUGGCACAUCAUCUUGCAUCUUCUCUACCUCCCAAGGUCUUUGCCUCUGUUGAUAACUUGGCAUUGCCCCUGGGUCCAGGAAACCUGUGAUGAACUUAAGCGGAGAGUCUGGAAUCAUCCUGACAGGCUUUGAUCAGCCAUGGCUGGACUUGCUUCAAGUCACAUGUUAACAUGGGUCAAGCUGUCACUAGAAGGCAAGUGUCAAGACUAAAGGCUUAUUUGCAUUUUGCUUAAGUUUGAUGGACUGAGCUUUGGACCAUUUCUGGGGCAGAAACAUAUACUCUAUUUUGUAGGGACAACUGCUGGCUUUCAGAUACUUGUUGCCUUUGACUCUUGCAGCAUCAUCACCAAUCACAUUCCAAAUGUAUUUCCAAAUUUGAACAUCCACCCCAAAACAUAAGGGUUUGGGUGAUCCUAACGUUUUCUGAUUUAGGCUUGUGAGUGCUAGGCUGUUUAUCUAGACCAGUCAAGCACCGGAGAGCAACACUGAAUCCCUGGGAAGCUAGAGCACCGGGUGUGCUGAUUUAAAAACAGAAAAUGCAAAGUUGGACUGAAAACAUCCUUAGUCUUCCAAGCAGUCUGCUUAGGGAUUCCAAACUUACCUUAAUUUGGUGAGAAAAGAAGCUGCCCUCUUUUUCUUUCUUCUGCUUCUCAACCCGAACCAGACAUUUCCUAACACCACCACCAUGGAGGUUGCAAUGGUGAGUGCGGAGAGCUCAGGGUGCAACAGUCACAUGCCUUAUGGUUAUGCCGCCCAGGCCCGGGCCCGGGAGCGGGAGAGGCUCGCUCACUCCAGGGCAGCUGCGGCUGCUGCUGUUGCUGCAGCCACAGCUGCGGUUGAAGGCAGUGGGGGUUCAGGAGGGGGCUCCCACCACCACCACCAAUCUCGCGGGGCCUGUACCUCGCAUGACCCUCAGAGCAGCCGGGGCAGUCGGAGGAGGAGGCGACAGCGGCCUGAGAAGAAGAAGGCCCAUCACCGUCAGAGCAGCUUCCCUCAUUGCUCUGACCUGAUGCCCAGUGGUUCUGAGGAGAAGAUCCUGAGGGAGCUGAGUGAAGAAGAAGAAGAGGAGGAGGAGGAAGAAGAGGAGGAAGAGGAGGGAAGGUUCUACUACAGUGAGGAUGACCACGGCGACGAAUGUUCCUACACAGACCUGCUGCCUCAGGACGAUGGGGGUGGCGGUGGCUACAGUUCAGUCCGCUACAGUGACUGCUGUGAGCGCGUGGUGAUCAAUGUGUCAGGCCUCCGCUUUGAGACCCAGAUGAAAACUUUGGCCCAAUUUCCAGAGACCUUGUUGGGAGACCCUGAGAAGAGGACUCAAUACUUUGACCCUCUGCGUAACGAAUAUUUUUUUGACAGGAACCGGCCCAGCUUUGAUGCCAUCUUAUAUUAUUACCAGUCAGGAGGCCGCCUGAAGAGGCCGGUGAACGUCCCCUUUGAUAUCUUCACGGAGGAGGUGAAGUUCUAUCAGUUGGGAGAGGAGGCCCUGCUCAAAUUUCGGGAGGAUGAGGGCUUUGUGAGAGAGGAGGAGGACAGGGCCUUGCCAGAGAAUGAAUUUAAGAAGCAAAUUUGGCUUCUCUUUGAGUAUCCAGAGAGCUCCAGUCCAGCCAGGGGCAUAGCCAUUGUCUCUGUCCUGGUCAUCUUGAUCUCCAUUGUCAUCUUCUGCCUGGAAACCUUGCCUGAGUUUAGGGACGACAGGGAUCUCAUCAUGGCAAUGAGUGCGGGUGGGCACAGCGGGUUGUUGAAUGACACCUCGACUCCCCACCCGGAGAGCUCAGGGCACACGAUAUUCAACGACCCUUUCUUCAUUGUGGAGACAGUCUGCAUCGUUUGGUUUUCCUUUGAGUUUGUGGUCCGCUGCUUUGCUUGUCCCAGCCAGGCACUUUUCUUCAAAAACAUCAUGAACAUCAUUGACAUUGUCUCCAUUUUGCCUUACUUCAUCACACUGGGCACUGACCUGGCCCAGCAACAGGGGGGUGGCAAUGGUCAGCAGCAGCAGGCCAUGUCCUUUGCCAUCCUGAGGAUCAUUCGUCUGGUCCGAGUAUUUCGGAUCUUCAAACUCUCCAGGCACUCCAAGGGCCUGCAGAUCCUGGGCCACACCCUCAGAGCCAGCAUGCGGGAACUGGGCCUUCUGAUCUUCUUCCUCUUCAUUGGGGUCAUCCUGUUUUCCAGUGCUGUGUAUUUUGCAGAGGCGGAUGAACCUACUACCCACUUCCAAAGCAUCCCAGAUGCAUUCUGGUGGGCUGUGGUGACCAUGACAACUGUGGGCUAUGGGGACAUGAAGCCCAUCACUGUGGGGGGCAAGAUUGUGGGGUCCCUGUGUGCCAUUGCGGGUGUCUUAACCAUUGCUUUGCCAGUACCAGUGAUUGUCUCCAACUUUAACUAUUUCUACCACAGAGAGACUGAAAAUGAGGAACAGACACAGCUGACACAGAAUGCAGUCAGUUGCCCAUACCUCCCUUCUAAUUUACUGAAGAAAUUUCGGAGCUCUACUUCUUCUUCCCUGGGGGACAAGUCAGAAUAUCUAGAGAUGGAAGAAGGAGUUAAGGAAUCUCUCUGUGGGAAGGAGGAGAAGUGUGAGGGAAAAGGAGAUGACAGUGAGACAGAUAAAAACAAUUGUUCUAAUGUGAAGGCAGUGGAGACCGAUGUGUGAAUCUCAAUCUCCACCUGCCACUGCCCAACCCCCUACCCCAGCAUCUCCAAAUAUAUUUAUGCAUAGAGUGCAGUUAUGAAAAUGAAAUAUGCAAUUGAAUCCAAUGCAUACAGUAGUACGCCAUUUAAUGGUUAUACAUGACAUAAUUGUUACUAAACUUGUAUUGCAUAUCAAAUAAAUGAUACAUCUCGGAGAAGAGGGAGGCUUAAAUAGGAGCAAAUCUAUAUUUUUUACUAGAAUGCAAGAAUUUUGCACAUUAACUGGAAAGGUUGUUAAAAGUAAAGAUGGUUUUGUGGAGAGAAUAUGUGUGUGUGUGUAUGUGUGUGUGUGUGCGUGUGCGUGUGUGUAUGUGUAAGUAAACUGUCAACAUUGUUGGUAUUUGUGCAGUGAUGGAAAAAGUUGGCAUUUUGAAGUAUUUACUAUGUAAGAACUAAUGAAUUUGAACAGUCAUUUAUCAGUGCUUUAAUAGCAUCUCAUGUCUUUGGAUUCUAUAGUUGUUUUUUAAACAUUGUAAGAAUUACUGUGUAGAAAAAAAAGAAAGUGAAUUAUUUAAUAGAAUAUAGGUCACAAUUUUAUCUUGCAUUUAAUUAAAGUUUAUUUUUAACUGGAAAUUAACUUUUAAAAAGGCUGCAGGGGCCUUUAGAAAUUGAUUAUAUUUUAUUAUUAAUUUUGGGAAGAUAUGACAGCAAAUGCCUAACAUUGUGGAAGAAAUGAAAUGGGAUAAAAUGUAACAAGUUUUGUUCACAGAUAACGGGACUGGAUUUUUUUUUUCUUUGCACUACUUUAUAUGCUGGAGAUUGAGAGAGACUUCAUACUGUGAAUGUUUACUAAUGUAACAGUUCAAUGACAAUCAUUGGAAGAAUGAUUUCUUAGUCUUACUUUAUUAUUCUCUUCUUUUCUUUGUGUGAGACUAAUGGCCACGCAGAUAACAGUACAUGAUGCCCACCUCUUUUACAAUAUAAAUAACUUAUCUGCAAAGGGACUAUGAAGUAAAAUUCAGCAGCUGAAUCUUUUGGAAUUGGUCUGUUACAAUGAUGCUUCUGAAAUCAUACUAUUUUAAAUAUUCUUCUGCCUUUUAAAUCCAAAAUAACUUAACCAAAGCUAAUGCAUGCACUGAAGAAUUCUUGAAGAAAUAAGAUGCCCAGCAGCUACAGUGAUUAUGGCUUAAGAGCUUUCUAUUAAAUGUGCAACACAAAUGCCAGAUUUAUUAAGUUUAUUUCUUUGUGCAGCUACAUAAAGACAGAAUGUGGGGAAUUCACCUCAGAAUUUAGCAUUCUAUUUGCUAAAAUUGAUAUAAAGAAGAGUUGUGUCAAAACACUUGAUUUUGGCAUCACCAUCAUCUUUUUUAUUAAAGGAAUGUGUGCCACAUAUAAUAACUGCAUUGAACUUACAGCAAGUGUUCUAGAGAAGAAACAGUGAUCAGUCUUGCAUUGCGAAGCCAUAUGAGAUAUAGGUGGGAAAACACAGAAUACAUAAGAGACUUCAUUUUUCAAUGUUUCUUCAAUGUCUACUGUUUAUCAAAUGGUUAUCCUGAAGUUAGGGAAAAUUAUAACAUCCAUCAGGUAUUUCAGUACGUAAUCAACUGACAACUCUGAACUUAAAAGAGAGAGAGGGAGACCGAGGAUAGCUUUUCUUGGGCUUUUAAAUCCCAAGCCAUUACUUGAUACAAAUAUGAAUUUUACUUUUAAUAA